Molecule: messenger RNA, 957 nt
Organism: Pleurotus ostreatus (oyster mushroom)
Lineage: Eukaryota; Fungi; Basidiomycota; Agaricomycetes; Agaricales; Pleurotaceae
Exons: 4
Coding region: 1-957 (318 amino acids)
Molecular function (GO): carbon-oxygen lyase activity, acting on phosphates
Source: RefSeq, a predicted model, not a curated record
AUGAAGGUACUCCUCAAUACAUCGCCCGACCCACUAGGAGGACUACCGAUAAAACCAGAGCUACAAACUCAGGAUGUCGCAGUCAAAGAAAUUGUCCACAAGUUCCUCACGGAGUGUGGCACGCAGUACUUCACCGUACCCUACUCUUAUGACCUCCAUGCGUUAUGCAUCCAAGAUGCUAUCAGGCGGGGUUGUGUCAUGGACGGUGAAUUCGGCAUGCAGCACUGUAUCCCUGGGGGCGUGGUGAUGGCUAUGACCGCUUUCGCCCACUUGGAUAACCAAGCCACUAGGAUACUCAUAGCAUUGUACACCGCCUUCUUGAUUUUCCUCGACGACUCGUUUCCGGAGGCCAUAGAACUAGUCGCCAGCUUCAAUUUGAGAUUCAUUCGGAAGGAACUCCAAGGACACGCCAGUCUCGACGCAUUCGCUCAGAUUUUGCGCGAAUUGCCACACCACUUUGGUAGUGUCUCGGCCAACAUCAUGGUUUCAUCGUCGUUGAACUUUGUCACUGCGUUGUCCUUGGAGCACGAGGUGCCAUCAAUGACGAUAUCCCCCUCCGCGGGCUCAUUUUCCACAUUCUCCCGUGUCAUGUCGGGUGCCUCUGAAUGCUACGCGUUGUUCACAUUCCCACCCGAGCUCCCAUUGAACUCGUUCGUACAAGCCCUCCCGGACAUGAUGACAUAUAUUAACAACGGAAAUGAUGUCCUAUCAUUCUACGGGGAAGAAUUUGCCGGAGAAACGUCGAACCGAGUGUCCAUUCUAGCGACCUGCGAGGAAGCUUCCAAACAUGACAUCCUUCUCCGCCUAGUGGCGGACGCGUCAGCAUGCCAUCAUCGGGUGCUGGGCAUAUUAGCUCUACACCCAGCGUCUCUGGAGGCAUAUGGAAACUUUGCCCGCGGUUAUAUUGGUUUCCAUACUUCAACCCCGAGAUACAAGCUAAACGACCUUUUCUGCUGA